Molecule: messenger RNA, 8791 nt
Organism: Cherax quadricarinatus
Lineage: Eukaryota; Metazoa; Arthropoda; Malacostraca; Decapoda; Parastacidae
Source: RefSeq, a predicted model, not a curated record
UUAAUGGAACAAUUACUCUAACUCCAGUGGUGGCCGGACGUGUGAUAUUACUCGUAGUGUUGUUUUACCUCUCGUACCAUGGUAUAUUGUAUGCAGCAUCACUCUGAGAUUGAUGAGUCGCUGGUGUAAGUGAGGAAUGCCGUGACAGAGUGCACUAACUAGGCUGUGGCGAGCAGGAAAAAAAUGAUAUAACCAGAUUGAUUGUUGUGGAUUCCGUUGUCAGCACCAUUCAAGAAUGACUACAGAAAAAAAGAUGAAGUCCACAAUGGGGGAUCAACCCAAAAUUAUGGUGUUUCGGCCAACUUGGGAAGAGUUUAAAGACUUUACCUCGUACAUUACCUAUAUAGAGUCCCAAGGAGCCAACAAGGCAGGAUUAGCAAAGAUCAUCCCACCACCAGAGUGGUGUCCUCGCAAAAGUGGCUAUGACUUGGACUCUCUGGAUCUCACAAUUCCUGCUCCUAUUUGCCAGGUUGUGACUGGCAAACAGGGACUCUACCAACAGAUUAAUAUUCAGAAGAAGCCUAUGACUGUUAAGGAGUUUAGUAAAUUGGCAAACAGUGAUAGGUAUCGAACACCAAAACAUUCAUCAUUUGAAGAUCUGGAAAGAAAGUAUUGGAAAAAUAUUACUUAUGUUUCCCCUAUUUAUGGAGCAGACGUGUCAGGCAGCAUUACAGAUCCAGAUGUCAAGGAAUGGAAUAUCAACAGCUUGGGGUCUAUUUUGGAUUAUGUUAAUGAGGACUAUGGUAUUAGCAUUGAUGGUGUAAACACAGCAUACCUCUACUUUGGCAUGUGGAAGACCACAUUUGCCUGGCACACAGAGGAUAUGGAUUUGUACAGUAUUAAUUAUCUCCAUUUCGGAGCACCGAAGACGUGGUAUUCCAUACCUCCUGAGCAUGGUCGUAGAUUGGAAAGGUUGGCAAAUGGCUUCUUUCCAAAUUCUUUCAAAGCUUGUCCAGCUUAUCUUCGCCAUAAGAUGUCCCUCAUGUCACCCCAAAUUCUCAAACAGUAUUCCAUCCCAUUUGACAAGAUAACACAAGAGGCUGGAGACAUCAUGAUAACAUUUCCAUAUGGCUACCAUGCAGGCUUUAACCAUGGAUUUAAUUGUGCUGAGUCAACUAAUUUUGCUAUGCCUCGUUGGGUUGAGUAUGGCAAGCGUGCCACUCAGUGUCAGUGCCGUGGUGACAUGGUGAAGAUAUCCAUGGACACAUUUGUGAAGCGAUUUCAGCCAGAUCGAUAUGAGCUUUGGCUGGCUGGCAAAGACAUAGGCCCUCACCCAGAAGACCCCACUCGAUCUUCUGCUGCUGCUCAGCCUUCCAUAAAUGAUGUGCUUUGCAACAAAAAGCACAGUUGUAAGUGUUGGAGCCGCAGAAUGUACAGCCAUGGAGGGAAGAUAGAGCAGCUGAUUGAUUGCUGCCGAGAAUCGAAGUGGCUCAAUGAUCUUGAAGCUGUGGCUUGUGGGCUGGAUGAAGUAGCCACGCUCCAUCUCUCCCUACCCCCUGCUCUCUCUCUCCGACCAAUCUCUCCCACCCCAAUAGUUCCUCCUGUCCCUGCCUACCUGCCAUUUACCCUGUAUCAGGAAGAAACACCUAAGCCAGAUAAGGUGGCUCACAGCUUUCCCACAUUCUAUCCUACUCCUUCACCAUCUCUAGGUCCCAGACCACUAAUUGGUUAUCAUUGUUCAAUGUGCAAUGAACUUGUUGAUAAAAGAGCAUUUAUCCAGCAUAUGAAGGACCAUGCCAAAAAUAAAGUGCCUACUAAACAUUAUUGUUCUCUGUGUGAUAAGUAUUACUCAUCUUGUAAUAAUUUAGGCAAGCAUUUCAAGAAGCUACAUCCAGAUAAAAUGGUUCCUAAAUCAGUAGAGCCUCGGUUGGAACUUUCGGAGCUUCCUCAGCCCUCUCCCUUGAGUGAUUAUGGAACUCUUAGCCCAGCAUCUCUAUCAGAGCCUGAGUCUCCCUCCUCACCAUCCACUCUUCUUUCGCCUUCAGACUCUGAGUCUAGUAAUGCUAGGAUCCCCUCUCUGCACACUGAUUUCUCAGCAUUAGCAGGAAAUACUUUAGUUGCCAAACAGAAUAAUCUCAAAAAGAAAGGCAUUUUACAGAAAGGAAAUAUUAGUGCGCACUCAAAAUUUGAAGCUAUAGAUCCAGAAAUGCUUGCUCUAGCAGAGUCAUGCAUACAACCCUCUUUUAGUGGGUCAGUGAUCACAGCAUCCUGUGAUCCAGAACUUGGUACAUGCGUAUCUAUUGUAGAUGACAGAGUCCAUGGAGACACAAACUUCAGUUCGGAAAACCACACUGUUCAUUUAACAGUACCAUGUAAUAAAGUAUUAGGUAAAGAUUUUGUUUGUUUAAUCCCAUCCCAUAGUAAGAAAGUAGACCCAGCAGCUGUGCUGUGUCCUUUAAACCAUCCAUACAAUGAGACUGUAAACCCAGAUGAACAUUCAUUUUGUUCAACUCCACCACAUAGGACAAGGUCAGAUCAUAUACUUUGCUUAACCCCACUGCAUAACAAAGCAGUACAUGAAGAUCAGUUAGCUCAAUUAACCCCAUUGUGCAGACAGCUUACAAGCUCAGAAGAUCAUUUGCUCUGUAUAACCCCAUCUCAUAGCAAACUUGCAAACUCUGAUAAUUUAGUUAAUGUAACCCCACUACAGAGCAAAACUAUUGAUUUGUCUGCAACUUGUGAAGAGUAUAGUUAUCAAGAACCACUUGAUUUGAGUUGUUCGAGUUUUCCCAUAAAUGCUAUGGAGGAUAUUGAAGGUGACAUAAUUGAGCCUUAUGAUGAGAUUGAUAAAGAAUGUUUUUUAAUUCAUUCAGAAGCAAAUAAGAUGGAAAAAAAUUCUGAGACUGAUAAAGCAGUAGUGGCUAGUAAACAGUAUAAUUUUGCUUCAAAACAGUCCUUACAAAGUGUUAGUGAUGCAGUAAUAGAAAUUAAAGAGUUACCAAAUAAGAAAAUGAGAAUUGAGUCUGUGAAUAUUAAAGAAAAUAUUUUGCAAGAUACGGAAAUAACCAAAAAAUCUUUAAAUAAACUAGAAAAUGAUUGGAAGGUACCAUCACUAAUAGAAAUUUAUAGAGAUCUACUUUUUGAAGUAAAUGAAGAAUAUUUUGGUGUUAAAAAUGAAUUAUCCUGUAGGAAAGUAACUUGUGAUGGAGUCAUGUGUGAAACACAUGAGCAUUAUACUUACACAACACUUGCCACCCCUCCAAAUGAUAAAAGUGACUGGGACAAAUAUUUUGACCACGAGUGUGAUGGACAGGUUUGUGCUCUUUGUGGAAUGUUUUGGAAAUACCUAAAAUCAAGACAUUAUGAAGAUGAAACCGACACUGAUUCUGUUGAUAUGGACUUAGCAUCUGUGUGUUCCUCAAACACAGAUACAGCUACAGAAAAUGAAAUGAUUCAUCUUUCUGAUGGUGAAAUGGAAGAGCAGAAUAAUUAUGUUUCUCACUAUGAUGCUGCAAAUUUUAACAAUACUCCCCAAGAAUUUCAUUGUGCAUCACCUGGUGUGACACGCUUCAGAUUUUGUAAGCAAAUGCCACAAACAUUUCACUAUCAACCAAAGUCUUUUCCUUUAAAGAGAAAGAAAUCCAUGCUUCAUAAAAAGAGGAAGAUACAUACUAGAGUUUCCUUAAAGGACAGAAAUCAAGAUAAAGCAACAGAAUUGUGUUUAGGGUCAGAGGUCUGUAUAGGUUGUGCUGAAAUAAAUCCCCUUACAUUUUGGCCUGGCUGUUGGCCUAUGAUGGUAAUGCCACAACAUUUUGGCCAGUUUAUGAAUCCUGAAUCUAAAAAGUUUUUUAAAAUUGACAAGGCAUCAUUUCCUUCCUGUCUUAAGCAACCCCUCCCAAGAAAAAGAGCUAAACGUCAUCCAUUCAUCAAAAUAAAAGAAGAGGGUUUGUAUUCCAUGGUAAGAGGGGGACAAAGAGCUCUCGCAUUUUUUGGAGAAUCUAUGCCAAAGCAGGAGAAUCAUAAGACGUACCUGUCCAUCCCUCCCUACUGCCCAGAUUCUGCAACAGCAGAGCCAGAAUAUAUUCCAGGAAAACGCAGUUAUUCUAAUAUUUCUGGAUUGUGUACAAAGAAGAAUAAAAAACUGGACGGUGAAAAGGGUGGCAUUCCCUCAGCCAUGGCUGAACAAGAUGGCCUUACAAUUAAAAGUGAGGAGAAUGCUGGUAAUAGAGACAAAGAGAGUGGUCUUCAACAUGCGUUAAAUCAAGCUAUGACUGAUAUUGAGGGGUUGAUGGAUGUGAAGCCAAGAGCCCCCAUUAGGGUUGGUAAUGCAAGACCUAGAGUCAACAGGCCCAAAAUGCAAAGAACAAAUAUGAUGAAACCUCAAAGAUAUAAUUAUGGUAAAUAUGUAAAAAAUGCAACUGGAGCAUACACAAUUAUGAACAAUCAUAGAUUCCAGUUAACGCACUAUCCAGAGUCUCCAGAAGACCUAUAUGAGAAAUUACGUUUAGCAGGAACAACUAUCACAAGACCCGUUAGUUCAAAUAAUGGAAAUUCACCUCAAAAGAUUGUAAAUCAGAGGCCUAUGCCUCCAGUAAAACGUGAGAUUAGUGUUCAGAAUCGUGCACUACAACCUGGUAUCCCUGGAACCUCUGGCACGUUUCGAAUGAAGGCACCAUCUGCCCCGGAGGCGAUUGCGAGGAAAUUUUUACCUGCGUCAUCAUCUGUUGUUGUGCAAUAUAGACCCCAUGUCAAUCCGAGAGGUCGACCACCUAAGUCGAAAGUUCCUGGGCAGAGAACUCCAGUACAGAAAAUUCAUCCAAAUAUGCUUAUGAGACCUAACAUUCCAAAUUUCCCUGCGCAGGGAGGUGCCCAGAAAUCCUCUGGAUUCACAAGUCCUGGAAUUCCAAAACAGUUCCCUGCCAAUAUUGGAAAAGUAGUGCUGGAUCCAAAAAAGAUGCAGCUGCAACAGAAUAAAUCUACAAAUCCGGGAGAAAUUGUAUGCACCCCUGACGUACUUGGAUUGCUUGCAUCAGUGUCGGAGGCUGAGAAAAGCAUGAAACAGCCUACUUCCCAAACUCCUGUAAAACCACCUGAAGGAGUAUUUGAGAUGUCAGAGAAUGUAUCACGACAAAUGCAGUUACAAUCUCCAGUCCAGCAACAGUCUCAGACUUCCAUCCAUCCACAAUCACAAAGUCUUGAUCAUGAAACAGCCUCAACUUCAAAUGACAUUGCACUACCAUCCCUAAAUGAAUCUUUAAAAUCAGAAGAGGAGCACGUUUUAAAACCAAAUGAAUUGCAGGCUCCAAAAUCGGAACAUCAACAGGAUCUGAAACCUGAAGAGAAGGAGACUUUAAAAUAUACUGAGGAUGAAUACUUACAAAAACCAGUGAAGGAACAGAUUUUAAGCACUCUUGAGAAUACAGCUUCUCAACAGUUGGAAGGACAAGGACAAUCUAUGCAACAAGAGUCUACAAACUGUGAAGAAAACAAACCACCAGUAGAAAAGAUGGUGACAGAUAUGGAACAUGUUUUGAAACCAGAGGAGGAGCAAAUGUCUGAAGUGAAGGAAGCAGAUAUGUUGAAUUCAAAAGAUGAACAUUUAAUACCUCAGGUACACAACAGAGCACCUUCACCUGAACCUAAAGAAUUGCAGAUGCCAGUAGCCUUGCAGACUCAAGCACGAUCGCCCCAACAAAACCUUGAGUUAGCACCUCAUCAUGUUCAGGCACCAUUACCUUUUCAGACCCAGUCAUCAUCCAUGCAUACUGAGGCAUCAGGCUUACCUACUUACACCCAAGCAUCAGAACCUAGUUAUACCCAGCCAUCAGAGCCUAUUCACACACUACCAGCAACCCCUAUUCACACGCUAGCAUCAGACCCUGUUCACACUCAGGCAUCAGAACCACCUAUUCACCCCCAGGCCUCAGAACAUCCUAUUCACCCCCAAGCCUCAGAACAUCCUAUUCACCCCCAAGCCUCAGAACAUCCUAUUCACCCCCAAGCCUCAGAACAUCCUAUUCACCCCCAAGCCUCAGAACAUCCUAUUCAUCCCCAAGCCUCAGAACAUCCUAUUCACUCCCAGGCCUCAGAACAUCCUAUUCAUUCCCAGGCCUCAGAACAUCCUAUUCAUCCCCAGGCCUCAGAACAUCCUAUUCACCCCCAGGCAUCAGAACCUAUUCACCACCAAGCAUCAGAACAUCCUAUUCAUCCUCAGGCAUCAAUUCCCAUGCAUUCAGUCAUGGCAGCUCAAGAGCCAACACCUGAGCACACACAAGCACAGCCAAUGUUGCAAACCCCAGUACAUUCAAUUUCAGAGGCACAAGUCUCAUCACCAAUGCAGUCAGUACCUUUUACUGUGCCUCUACAAAUGCAACCACCAUCUAUGCAUGGGCCACCACUGAACCCCAUUAUUCCCCAGUCUCUGUCUCACAUGCAUUCUCACAUGCUAUCCUCAAUGCACACCCCUUCAUUGCCACCUGUACAUCCUCAGCUACUGACCCCAAUGCCUGCGCACACACUCGCAACCAUGCAUUCACAGUUACAUCCCACCAUUCACCUGCCUCAUAUGCCAGCUCCCAUGCACAUGCAUCUUCAGACACCGCCACACUCAUCUCACCAAACCUCUGCACAGCUCCCGUUCAUGCAAUCCCUGUCCCAUAUGUCACCCAGUGAUACUUCUAAGGCAGCAUUACAGCGGUUUUCACAUAGCCCAGACUCACAAGCAGUGUCCAGAUAGAAGAUUUCACCUUCCAAUCAAAACCGUACAAAUGGAUAUUAGACUUAGAUAUUGUUUGAGGUAGGUAAAUGUAUAGAAUAAAUAACUGUGAAUGUCCAAUGUAAGGGAGUAGUGUAUUUUUUUCAGGUUAGGUCUUCAGUUUAAGUAUGCUAUUUUCUAGUAUUAUAUGAAUAAGCUAGAAAAACACUUAAGAUAAAUCUAUAGAAUUUGCUGUAAAUUUUCUUCUGUUUCUCAACAGAUAAAAUAAUUUUGGUGGGUUAUUCAUAAUAGCCGAAUUGCAUGCUACCUCAGUGCAUAGGUUUUGUUUUUGCAAAACCAGAUCUUUCACAUUUGUGACAUUUUAAACAUGCAAAUAAAAAUAUAUGAUGGCAAUAUGUAUUGUUGUUAGAAUAUUAAUGAUAACAGUAAAGCACUGGUGGAAUUGAAGAGAAUGAAAUUUAAAACAUAAGACCUAAUCUAGCUUAUUUAGUUUGUGUUUAGAAUUGUGUGAAAAUAAGCUUUGUAGUUAAUAAAAUUAUAGAUUGACGAGUUUUACACUUCAGGAAAUGCUUAUGAGAGAAAAGUAUUUUAGAACUUUGACAAAGACUGUUAAAUGAUUUGUGGAACUUAUUUGAUCUCAUGACUGGAACUAGUUAUAAAUUUUUUUUUAACUGGUAAUAUGCUUUUCAUACUGUUAGUCGUUUUGCAUCUGGAUUGAGUUAAGGUAAUUACUAUGUCCAUUAGCUGUAUAGAAAAUUACUAUUAGAUAUUGUAUAUAAUUUAUUAAUUUCUGUAAUUCACAUUUCCCAGAUGAAAAUUCUCUUCAUUGUUAAUUGCUCCAUCAUUAAUUUGCAAAAUGUAAUGGGUUUUAUAGUUGCUUUGACAUUCACAGUUUUAUCAUAAAACAUCUGUACGACUUCUCUAGGAUCAUUAUGGACUGCCCCACAUCCUUUUUUUUUAUGUACCCAUUUGAAUGUACCUGUAAAUCUUCAUUUCUUAUUUCAUCAUUCUCAAAAUCUCAUUUUGCUAUUGUCAUUUUGUAUUUGUUUGAUUUUUUUUGUUUAAUUCUUAGAGCAUAUAACCUAAAUGUCUUUUGUGUUGAAGAUGUGUUUGAAAGUUACUGUGAUGCUGGAUAAUGAGUUCAUCUAGUAUUAUUAAAUUUGUUUCUGCUGCUUAGAUGAUAGCAAAGCCAAGUAGAAUUUUUCUAGGUUUUGGAGAUAUUUUAUCUCGCUGAUGUAGAGAGACAGCGAGAUGUUCCUGGAAGAUCUCCCUCUGAGGAGAGUGCCUUGAUGCUGAUAAGAGGCUCUUGACCCAGGGAAUUGGAGCUACCCUUUCCUUUCCUGGAUUGAACUUUAUUACUUCAUAUUUCCCAAGCACUGUAUGGACCCCUACAGGCUUGAUGAAUCCCCACAAAAAUAUUUACUGAAAGUUCUACAUGGUGGCUACAUCAGGAGGGAACAAGGUGUCAAAUACAGAAAUGUGGAUAAUAGAUAUAUAUUGAACUUAUGGUAACCAGUAUUGCAGUAACAAGCUUUGUUAGUACAUCAUCACUUAAUUUAUUUUUUUUUUUAAAUUCUGCUGGUAUCUAUUUGAUUAAAAGUAGGUAGAAUAUCUUGUAAAAUGAACUUUUACCUGCACUUCUACAAAGACUGGUAUUAAGAGCAGUGACCUUGGACUGAAAUAGGAUAUUUUCUCUUCAACCUAGGUGAGCAUUCCUCCAAUAUGUGUGAGUUCUCCAUGUUCUUCAGAAUGUUCAAUAUGUAAUAGGAAGGAUUGUAACUGGAAAUGUUUAUUUGGAAGGGAUGAAGUUAAAAUAUCAGAACUUUGUCAUCCUUGGUCAUUGUUUUCUCCUUAGUAAAGAUAAUGAAAUAUGAUGCACCUCGUGAGUGUAAGUCAAGUGCAUUUGCAUGUUUUUGGUACUUUCAUUAUACAACAAGAGUUUUCAUUAAUCAUAAAAUCAUGUUAGAGACAAACACAAUCACUGAAAUCUCAUUUGUCCUACACUCACUUAGUGCCCUUAGGAUAGUGAAUGUAAUUUAUUGUGUUGAACUGACUGGCAGAAAUAUCACCAUACCCACAAACCUGUAUAUAGUGAAACUUGUCACAUAAUUUCAUUAAAAGAGAUAAUCCAUUUUA